Caenorhabditis bovis is the source of this 1839-nucleotide messenger RNA. The record is from the annotation of a GenBank genome assembly. Lineage: Eukaryota; Metazoa; Nematoda; Chromadorea; Rhabditida; Rhabditidae.
AUGCAUCGCCGAUCAUUAUUCAUAUUAUUUAUCGUUGUUGCCAUUCAAUUAUGUCAACUGAUUCCAUACGUCGAUUCGAUUCAGAAUGUUUCAUUGCUCACAUUGGGCGACCUUUGGGAAACGAGAAGCUUUGAUAAAGGCCACUUGUUCCCCACAAAGAUCUCAACAAUUUAUCCCGAAUUUGCUGCGAUUCCGUUAAACGGAGCAGCAAGUCGAAUUCAUUUGACAAAAAGUUCUGUCGAAAAUGAGAUUGAAAAUAGAAAUAAGAAUGGAGCAUUAGUGCAUUCUGUGUGCUCUUAUAGACAUUUAAAUGUCACAUUUUAUACUAUAAAUACCAUGUCAGGAACUGGCCAAAAUGAAGUUUUAAUUGAUGCGAAUAUGACCGAAAUUGAGCGAAAAAUGGCUGAAAUGACAGCAAGAAGAAUCAAAGUGAAUUUCAUUUGCGUUGGAGCCAAUAAUGAUACAUACAGUGCAGUUUGGCAUUUCAAUUCAAAUUUUGUUUGGCAUUUUAUUGUUGAAUCUGGAAGUAUAAUGGAAAUUAUUGAAAAAGAUCGACUUCAAAUGACAAGAGGAUAUUAUGCAGACUGUUUUCAGACAUACCGCAGUGAUAAUGGAAGUCGAGCAAUCAUAAUUUGGAGAAAAGGUUUCGGCAAAAAGUAUCAGAUUCAAUACGGAACAGCUCUUGACGAAAUGCUCAUCGAUAUGGAGCAGAGUCGAUUGGAACCAGUGCAAUUGUCGAGUCUUCCCAGACAGGGACGGCGAAGAUCGAUUCCUCGCUGGCUUUUAUGGCAUGGUGAUGAGUUCUCAUGGAGUAAUUAUCAAACGAUUCCGAGGAAUGUCACCGCAAAAUUCAAUUUGGAAAAACUUAAUAAAGUAUUAGAAGAUUGGAUGAGGCUGCACAAUAUUCCCUCUGUUUCAUUGCAUGUCAUUAGGAAUAAUGAAGAAGAAUAUUCGGCGGCUUUCGGUUUCAGCGAUAUUCUAAUUAAUAUUAGGGCUACAACAUUGCAUCGCUACCGUAUUGCGUCAGUGAGCAAAGUGAUCACUGCAAUGGGAAUAAGCGAGAUAUUCAGUAGUUCGAAUACAGAUAUCCUUACACCUAUUUUUGGAGCAAACGGAAUACUUGAGGACCUUUGCAACCCAUGUCAUCCAUUGUUCUACCGAAUCAAUGUGCUCCAUCUACUCGAACAUUCGUCGGGUUCCUGGCCUCAUACAAAAAAAUUCGAAUUCGAUCAACAAUACCAAAACCAAACGGAUCUAUUGCGGCACGUUCUUCGUGAUCAACCUCCUCUAUUUCCACCCGGACAACGUCAUUUAUACUCCAAUAUUGGCUACAUUUUAUUGGGUCGAGUCAUAGAAAAAUUGUCAAAAAUGUCGUAUGAGGAAUAUAUUCAAACUACAAUUUUAAAACCUCUUGGAAUCAAUGCGACUAUUGGAAAAGAAGGAGAUGCAAACAAGGAAGUUACAUAUUAUUCGCAUGAUAACGCGAAUGCGUACACUUCGUGGAACACGACGAUAUUGGAUUCUGCGGCUGGAUGGUCUAUGACGGCAAAAGAGGUGGCUAGGAUCUUCAACUACUUGGAAAACAACAAGUUGAGAAAAUAUCGUUGGAUCAUCACACCUUCGCUGGUUCGAUGGAACUAUGGAAGAGGAAUUCAACUCGGAACAGACGGUAGUUUGUAUCAUAUUGGCUCGUUAGCAGGAACAGAAGCCAUCGGAUAUUCAUGGAACAAAGUUCAAAUUGGAAUUCUGACAAACAUUCGGGGCAAAGAACAAAACGAGCAGACAAGAUGGAUGGAAAAAUUAUGUCGAAGGAUUGCGGAUGGCGAAUUUUUAAAGUAA